AUGCUGCCAAUCAACAUUUUGUUGUUCAGCUCAAUCGUCUUCUUCAAACGUAGCAGUGUUCAUCAAUCGGCAAAAGCCAUGCAGCUUGUGCCUCAACAUUCAUAUCUACAAAGAGGGUCUCUGUUCGUCAUGAUUUCGCAGCCGCCUACCUCGAGUGGUAUUCGAAUCAAAGCACAAAAUUCGGAGUGCCUCAGGGCAUAUUUUCCAAUCCACGGCAUCCAUGCCUUGUUCACUCGGAUCGAGUACCAACCAACGGAUCCAGAAGAUGAUUGCGAAAAAUUAGCGUAUGGAGCUAAACAUCCAGGUGUCAUAUUGAGCCGACUCUUUGCGCAGUCACAAUGGAAAUUAACCUUAGGCAAGUGCCCGCGAAGUGGUCGUUUUCCAUACUUUCUGAUUCCAUCUAAGUUUCAAAGUAGUGAAAAUAACCGGGUCGGCGACGGGAUCAGAGCAAGGUUCAUAAAAUUGUGCGACCGCGUACACAAGCUGUCGAAUUCACAGAACCAUUCCAUUGGCAAGGACGGAAAGCAAGAUGUGAAUUGUCUGUCGGUAUCCAUAUCAUGCAUCGAGAUGUGUCACAAUACCUUUUCCCGAUGCACUCGCCCAACCAUCAUCACAGUUGGUAUCAAACAGUCAGGGUGCGCGAACGGAUACAUCCCAAUAAGCAAACAGUUAUCCGAAGAUUGCAUUUGGAGCGUUACGGAAGAGUUCGUAUUUCACGAAAAUAAUCGAGUCUGGUGCUGUAACACAGUUCCUCCGCUGUCCACUUUGCUCCAAAUCCCGAGAAUCGCGGUCCAUGACUCGUUUUUUCUGGCAGUUCAGAUCCGAAAGACAUAA
Puccinia triticina is the source of this 834-nucleotide messenger RNA. RefSeq lists its product as uncharacterized. Lineage: Eukaryota; Fungi; Basidiomycota; Pucciniomycetes; Pucciniales; Pucciniaceae. Bases 1 to 834 code for a protein of 277 amino acids. The transcript has 4 exons. The record is from RefSeq and is a predicted model, not a curated record.